UAUCAUAGUGGUACAAUAUCAUUUAAAGCCAUAUUAGUUGGUUUACAAUGGGAAGAUGUGCUCAAAUACGUCUUGAAAAAUUCAGUACAUUUUUUCCAGAAUGCCAUGCCCAAAUGCCACCGGAGACCAUACUGCCAAGUGGUUGGAGGAUUUUAACAUUCCAUUUUCUGUUUUUGAAUGGUGUGAGCGUACCCUAACAACAGAAUGGUAUCAGCACAUCCUGAUCAGAGGUCUGUCAUGAAUUCCCCCGAGGAGAGGCACAUUGUAGGACCCCUUGUACACAGUUCAUUUGAAAGGAUAAUUUGACUCACCUGUGUUUAUUGUCAUCGUCAACCAACAUUGUUAAUAAACAUUACAUGACAUUCUUAAUUGAGAUUACAUUAGGCUGCUACCACUCCUGCAGUGCUAGCCACAGUAUCCUUUUCAGAUCUUAAGACGUUAAGACUAUUUUCAGAGCAGAUCAGAAUCCCACUUGUGAUUGGUGGAUUAUGUUUGUCUCCUAACAUUGCUUUAUUAAACUUGGAAUAUACUUCAUGCUCGGGAGGAAGAAAUUCCCCAACUAUCCACAUGCAUGCUAUGUAUCUCUGGUUUUCAAUGCUCACAACUCUCAAAUCAACCACACACUUCUAACACAUCAUGUUUCUGUUCUAUUAAUUGAUAGUGGUAUCUACCCUGUAUAUAAUCUGAACGUUUCAGAACUCUAUGACCUCAAUGUUAAAAUAGGGACUUUUUUUCUCCAUUUCCUGCUUUCAGUUUAGUUGUGUUUUACUUGAGAAAGGAUGCAAGCUGGGUUACACCAGUCUCAGCAGUUGUUUUCUGUUUAGCUUAAAAGUAAUCUACCAUUAGGCUGCAAGUGUUGUAAAGGGUGUUGUUUUUUAAAAGUCCAGUGUACAAGGGGUCAAAAUGAGUCUCUCUGGGGAGAAUGAGGCUGGCCGUCCCUCUAGUAUCUGUGAAGAGACUGAAGAGGAAGCCACUGCUUCUAGAAUGAGUCCCUCAGGGAGUGAGGGAGAAAUGUCCCUUAAAAGGAGUUUUCCUACAGAACAGGACACUGACAGGGAACAUAAGAGGAUCAAGACAGACAGACCAGUCUCGCCUGCACCUAGUGGUGUCUCCAUGAAGAGUGACCGGUCGAUGGGACUUCCUAUUCUCUUCAGUGAUGGAGAAUUAUCCGCUGGGAAAAGUAUCUCUGAGGAGAAUGACCAGUCAAUGGAUUACCAACCCAGAGUCCCUACUGAUGACAGAGUGUACAACACUGUUUCCACUAAGACAGAAAUCCAGGUGAAAAUGAAAUCCUACUUGAAGAAUAGGGCAGAUUCUUUAUUUGAAGGCUUUGAGGAUCAAGCCAAAAAAACACCUCUUAACAACAUCUACACAGAGCUCUACAUCACACAAGGUGGAAGUGGAGAGGUCAAUUAUGAACAUGAGGUAAGACAGAUUGAGACAGCAUGCAGGUUUCCAGUAGAACAAGAGACAUCAAUCCAACUCAAUGACAUCUUCAAACCCUUACCUGGACAAGACAAGCUUAUCAGAACAGUGCUGACAAGGGGAGUUGCUGGCAUUGGAAAAACAGUGUCUGUGCUGAAGUUCAUGUUGGACUGGGCUGAAGGAAAAGCAAAUCAAGACAUCCAGAUCAUCUUUCCACUUCCUUUUCGGGAUCUGAACUUGAUGAGAGAUACAAAUCAAAGUCUGAUGGAACUACUACAUCACUCCUUUAUAGAAACAAAAGUAUCAGAAAUCUCAGAAAACAAAAAUAUUGUGUUUGUUUUUGAUGGUCUGGAUGAAUGUCGCCUUCCUCUGGACUUCCAGAAUAAUAAGAUCUGCUGUGAUGUCACAGAGUCAACUUCAGUGGAUGUUCUGCUGACAAACCUCAUCGAAGGGAAUCUGCUUCCCUCUGCUCACAUUUGGAUAACCACCCGACCUGCAGCAGCCAAUCAGAUCCCUCCUGAGUGUGUUGACCAGGUGACAGAGGUACGAGGGUUCAAUGACCUACAGAAGGAGGAAUACUUCAGGAAGAGAAUCUCUGAGGAGGACUUGGCCAGCAGAAUCAUCUCACACAUAAAGACGUCAAGGAGCCUCCACAUCAUGUGCCACAUUCCCGUCUUCUGUUGGAUUUCAGCCACUGUCCUAGAGAGACUAUUGGUUGAAGCAGAGAGUCAAGAGAUCCCCAAGAAUCUUACUCAAAUGUACGCUCACCUCAUGAUCUUCCAUUCAAAACAGAGGAGUCAGAAGUAUCCUGUAGAGCAUGCCAAUGAUUCUCACUGGGAUAAAGAGAUGAUUCUGGCACUGGGAAAGCUGGCUUUUCAACAGCUAGAAAAAGGCCAUCUGAUAUUCUAUGAGGAAGACCUGAGAGAGUGUGACAUUGACAUCAAGGACGCGUCUGUGUACUCUGGAGUGUGCACUCAGAUCUUCAGAGAAGAGUCUGGGCUUAACCAGAUGAAGGUGUACUGCUUUGUACAUCUGAGUAUCCAGGAGUUUCUGGCUGCACUAUAUGUGUUCCUCAUGUUCACUAACAACAACAACAAUCUGAUGGCUAAAGAGAGAUCCCUCCGCAACAAAAACAGUCUAUAUGAAGAUGCAGUGGACAAGGCCUUGCAGUUUGAAAAUGGCCAUCUGGACCUUUUCCUUCGCUUCCUUCUAGGCCUUUCACAUGAGUCCAAUCAGCAUCUCCUACAAGGCCUACUGACACCAACAGGAAGCAGAUCACAGAGCAACAAGGAAACAGUCAAGUACAUCAAGGAGAAGAUCAGGAAGAACCUCCCCCUGGAGAGGUGUAUCAAUCUGUUCCACUGUCUGAAUGAACUGAAUGAUCAUUCUCUAGUGGAGGAUAUCCAAAGCUACCUGAGAUCAGGAAGUCUCUCAAAAUCUAAACUCUCAUCUGGACAGUGGUCAGCUCUGGUCUUCAUGUUGCUGACCUCCGAGAAGCUGGGUGUGUUUGACCUGAAGAAAUACAUCAGAUCAGAUGCUGCUCUUCUCAAACUUCUCCCAGUUGUCAGAUCCUCUAGAACAGCCCAGCUGAACGAAUGUAAACUCACCAAGAAAAGCUUUGAGGCACUGGCUUCUGUUCUCAAAUCAAACUCAUGCUGUCUGAGAGUGCUGGACAUGAGUGGAAAUAAUCUCCAGGAUUCAGGAGUGAAGCUGCUCUCUGCUGGACUGGAGGAUCCACACUGUAAACUGGAGACAUUGAAGUUGAAUGAUUGCAACCUAACUGAGAAAUCCUGUGAGGUGCUGGCUUCAACUCUCAGCUCAAACACCUCAAGUUUGAGAGAGCUAGACCUGGGAGGAAAUGAACUCCAGGAUUCAGGAGUGAGAUUCAUCUGUGCUGGACUUGAGAAUCCACAAUGUAAAUUGGAGACACUGAGACUGGCAGGCUGCAGCAUCACAGAGGAAGGCUGUGCUUCUCUGGCUUCAGCUCUGAGGUCAAACCCCUCCCACCUGAAGGAGCUGGACCUGAGUGGAAAUACUCCAGGAGACUGCUCUCUUCUGUACAAGAGGAUCCCCUCUAUACACUGGAUACACUGAGGUUAAAUGAUUGACAGCUCACUGAGAUGCUAAGAAGCACUGGACUCCACUCCAAGUCCUGAUUGAACUGUAAAUAGAUGUAAAUGUGGUUUGAUGUGUUUUCUGUUUCUGUUGCGUGUCAGCGGAGUGUGUGUUCUGUUAGCUUAGUAAAAAGUAGGGCUGCGCGAUAUGGCCAAAAUAUUAUCACGGUAUUAAAAAUAAUAAUAAUAAUGACUGUAUGAGACAGUAUUUUAUGUUUUUAAAUAAUUAUGCUUUAUGAGUAGUGUGUGACAACAUAUAUUCUAGGUGAUUUCAAUGGGUCUUUCUCCAUUAUGAUUUUUUUUAUACUGUUCAAUUCAACUUCAACCCUAAAAAAGUCAUAAUUUUCAUCAAUUUCUGCAUUUGAGAUCAUUUCCACAGUCAUUGUGACAGGGUAGGAACUAAUGUGUUGAUGGGUGUUUCCUAGGGGACCCUAUAAUCUUUACUUCAUGUAGCUAACAUAUUCUUGCUUUGUGUUUACCUCUUUAAUUUAGAAGACUGUUGUGCAAACAACAUGCUAAUUUAGGUCUACACUAUCACUGGUAUUAUCAGGAUGUAUAGCUAAUUACGCUUGCUCUUACUCAGUACAUUUAUUAGCUAGCUAGCGAUUAGCGUCUAACUAUCUGUUUGCAUAUGUAAGAAACACAAGCUAAUUGUGUAAUUAUAGAACGCUAGUAGAUUAAUAUUAAGAAGCAAAGUGACAACUGCAUCGUUGUCAUCAACAGUUGUGCAUUGAUGUAUGUUGCAUUGACCAUGCAGAAUGAACUCAAGUGUCUCGUGGUUGAGGAACAUCAAAUGCUCUCCUUGAGUGACAGGGGGCGUGGCUAGGUCGGUGUGGAAAGCGACAUAGGGCGAGUGGAGAGAGAUGACUCCAGUAGAGAAGUAAACUAUAAAAAUGGACGUUACACACUGCGUAUCACAUUUAACAAACCAAACAUUCAAAUACCGGUAUAGAAGGUAAAGUAAAAACCAAACUGGUCCAUGCAUCAAUACUGGUAUAUCGCAAAAAACGGUAUACAGCCCAGCCCUAGUAAAAAGCCCUCCUUUUAUAAUGACAUCAUGUCUAUACAUAUUGACUGUAGUUCAGUGUCUCUACUAGUGUCACUAUAGUAAACUUCUUAAUCUCAACAACCUUAUUGUAUUACUAGUAACGCUACAUUUUACCAGACUGAUAUCUUUAUAUCCCAGAGUAUUAGAAGUCUCUGGAUUGUCUUGAUUAUGUGUUGUACACUGCUUUGAGGAUUUUAUUUAUUUAUUGUAGCAUCUUGAGUUUUUGAAAAGCGUGUUACAAAUCAAAUGUAUUUUUUAUUAUCGUAAUGUAGAAUUACUUACAUUGCAUGUACCCCUGUGUUAAUCUCAGUAUAAUCUAUCAGUGUAUGUAACCCUGUGUUAAUCUAUGAUAAACUGUAUUAUAUAUUCAAAAUGAAUAAUAAAACUGAAUAAU
Oncorhynchus mykiss (rainbow trout) is the source of this 4981-nucleotide messenger RNA. NCBI's taxonomy places the organism in Eukaryota, Metazoa, Chordata, Actinopteri, Salmoniformes, Salmonidae. The record is from RefSeq and is a predicted model, not a curated record.